AAAGGCUCCGCCCAACGAGCUGGUGAGGUCGCCUCCUAGUGGCAACCCCGCAACUCGCGGCCCCUAGAUGACCCUAGGGUCGCAGGGGUUAUGGGCACCUCGGAGGCUGCAGCGCCGCCGUUCGCGCGCGUCGCCCCCGCGCUCUUCAUCGGGAAUGCGCGAGCCGCGGGUGCGACAGAGCUGCUGAUGCGCGCGGGCAUCACUCUGUGCGUCAAUGUCUCCCGCCAGCAGCCCGGGCCGCGCGCGCCCGGAGUGGCAGAGCUGCGCGUACCGGUGUUCGACGACCCAGCUGAGGACCUGCUGACACACCUGGAGCCCACCUGUGCCGCCAUGGAAGCCGCGGUGCGCGACGGCGGCUCCUGUCUCGUGUACUGCAAGAACGGCCGCAGUCGCUCAGCCGCCGUCUGCACCGCCUACCUCAUGCGGCACCGCGGCCACGGCUUGGAUCGCGCCUUCCAGAUGGUGAAGAGCGCCCGCCCGGUAGCCGAGCCCAAUUUGGGGUUCUGGGCUCAGCUGCAGAAGUACGAGCAGACCCUUCAGGCCCAGGCCAUCCUGCCCCGAGAGCCCAAAGAUCCGGAGUAAGCCGCACCGUUCAGCUGCUGGGUGACCAAGUGUCUAUACUGAAAGGAAGUGUCCCCUCCCUCCUUUUUCUAUUAGGCAGCUGGCCUUGGGUGUUGCCCCAUCUUGAUUGUAGUACAGGAGCGUCUACUGAGUAGGGGGACUUCGUUUAUUCAUCAUGUUUGGACCAAAUCCAAACCAGCACGUUUUAGGUAGAGAAAUUGCGUGAAGGAUAGAGUCUGGGAAGCCUACGAACGGUUGAUAGCGAGUGAUAUAGAUCAGAGUCCUAGCUGCCUGCUCCAAGGGAGUGCCUGGGUUUGUAGGCAGAACCUCUCUGCCUCCUGAACUUCUGGUCCCUUAGAAAUGAACAUAGAGUCUCCCAGCAGGAGCUCAUGGGCCCACCUUUGGCUUACAGCUGCUGUGCCAUGGAAGGGAGACCGUGCAGACUGCAGCUGAGCAACUACAGCCGCCCACCUCCCACCUCGUUGCUUAACCUGUAUCAGCAUCAACGCCUGACCUAGCGUUGCCAAGCUACCAUUAUGUCCUGUGCGCUAUCUUCCCCAGCUGGUGGACAGGCCCAUCAGUUGCCACCUUGUGUUGAUUGCUCUUGUAGUUCAGACACAGCCUCUCUUAGACAUCUGCUUCCAUCAGCGCCCUGCAAAUGUAGCCACGAUUUAAAGUAGUAGUGGGUGGAAAACAAAGAACCUGGGCUCCGUGUGUAAAUUACAGAGGUGUGUCCACUGGUUGGCUAAUCAGUGAAUAAAUAAAGUGAAUAAAACCCCCGA
Messenger RNA from Mus caroli (Ryukyu mouse), 1343 nucleotides. RefSeq names its product dual specificity phosphatase 28 (gene Dusp28). Gene Ontology annotation, biological process: protein dephosphorylation. Lineage: Eukaryota; Metazoa; Chordata; Mammalia; Rodentia; Muridae. The record is from RefSeq and is a predicted model, not a curated record. Gene Ontology annotation, cellular component: cytoplasm.